AUGUAUUUACAUUGUCCCUUUAGCAAGUUUGGCCAAAUACGGAACGUGUGGCUCUCGGAGCCAUUAUCGAUAUUUUUGCGACAACGCGCCGUCGAAGCGUCGCUAUGCUUUUGGAAGCUCAAUAGCAUUUGCAAAAAGCAUAGGCUUGAGAACUGCUUUUUCAAUGAGCCUCCUAGAAAAAUGGUAACCAUUAUUUUUGCAGGCAAUAGUUCAGACCAAAUUUCAGCAAAGAACCUCAUUAAAAUGUUAACCGUGCAUUAUCUGGAUUUUGAUGAGCCUCACUACAGAUGUGGCUCUUAA
Laccaria bicolor S238N-H82 is the source of this 300-nucleotide messenger RNA. RefSeq lists its product as uncharacterized. The coding region runs from base 1 to 300 and encodes 99 amino acids. The record is from RefSeq and is a predicted model, not a curated record. Lineage: Eukaryota; Fungi; Basidiomycota; Agaricomycetes; Agaricales; Hydnangiaceae. The transcript is spliced from 2 exons.